Vigna angularis (adzuki bean) is the source of this 1254-nucleotide messenger RNA. Its product is annotated as protein NTM1-like 9. The transcript is spliced from 5 exons. Lineage: Eukaryota; Viridiplantae; Streptophyta; Magnoliopsida; Fabales; Fabaceae. Gene Ontology annotation, biological process: regulation of DNA-templated transcription. Gene Ontology annotation, molecular function: DNA binding. The coding region runs from base 38 to 868 and encodes 276 amino acids. The record is from RefSeq and is a predicted model, not a curated record.
CACCACCUUUGCUUCUCAUCUUCCUAUCUUUGUUACCAUGGAUGUUAAAGGAUUCGGUUUUAGACCCACAGAAGAAGAACUUGUCGACUAUUACCUCAGACACAGGUUGCUGGGUGAUGAUCCACAAGUCCACGUCAUCCCCGACAUCGACCUUUGUGAAGUGGAACCUUGGCACGUACCAAUGUUAUUCGGGGAAUCAGAUGUGCAAUUUGAUUUUCCAGAAUGGUUUUUCUUCAGCCCUGUUGGUUUCAAGUAUUCGAACAGUAAAAGGAUUAACAGGACAACCAAGUGUGGCUUCUGGAAACCCACUGGAAAAGAUCGUGAGAUUAGGAGCUCCGACUCCAACAUUCUCAUUGCCACAAAAAAGACUCUCGUUUACUACAAAGGCCGCGUUUCACGUGCUGAGAAGUCCAACUGGGUUAUUCAUGAAUACCAUGCUGUUACCUUUCACGAAAGCCAGAGGACUUUCGUUUUGUGUCGCUUGAUGAAGAAACCUGGGGGAACAACUGAAGGUGGAGGUGAUGAAGGGGAGAGCAGUAGAAUCAUGAUUUCUGGCUAUGAGAAUCAGUCAAUAGCAGGAGGCAUUCCUUCAAGAACUACUUUUACUGGAAUAGAAACGACCUUACAGCAAAACCAAACGUCUUUUCCAAACUCCUCAUAUCACGAUGCCUAUUUUAGAAAUGAAUCUAACAUUGAGCAUACUUCAUAUGAAACUACCCAGGAAGAAGAAUUCCUGAAUUCUAUUUUUGUUCAUGACGGUUAUGUGAACAAUGAACAAAAUAUAAAUACCUUCGACAAUACUUCCGUCCAUGAAACAAACCAAGAGAAAAAGAAGAAAAAAAAGAAGAGCAUAUUUUCUUUCUUCUAAUCAUCACAGAGGAAGGUUUCAAAAGAAUGCAGUAUUCCAUGUAGAGGCUCGGAAGAUUUUCUCAUUGUGAAUCAGAAGAACCGGAAGCUAUCAAUCUUCUGAUAACAAUACUAAAGUUCUUUCAUCUAUAUGGAGACAACGUCAUCAAGACAACGUAGUUUUAAGGGUUUUUAUGUGUGUAUUACCACGUUAGUUUGGAAGUAUUAUCAAUUUCACGUAGUAGUGUAUGUAAAGGGUCGAUGGUGACUGUUCCAUAGUUCCUUUUCUUUUCUUGUAUUAUCAUGUUAUUUAUUUUGAAUUGAGAUGAAGUUUCUUAUUUGUAGCCAUAGUUAUCAACUUCUCGAGUUAAUUCGUAAACUCGCAUGAACAUGACUUUUGAAUUAACU